AUGCGCGUCGAGAACUGUCGCGGAGUCUCUCCAGCGGCGGGAGGCGCAGAAGUUCACCCGUGCAGCGGAAGGCAGCCGAGCGGCGAGGCGACGAUCGACGCUCCCCUUCUCGAGGCAGGCUCCGCCAUCGCGAGCGACGCGAUGAACGCAGCAUGCAGCGCUACUCGGUGGAGCGCCGUCUGCGCAGGGAGCAUACACCUGAACGGCGCAGCCCCCCGUAUCGCGAUACUGGUCGUCGACAUCGGGAGCGCUACUCCCCCGACAGACGUGGCGGCUCAGGGAGUCGUUCGCGGAGUCGGGGUAGAUCGUUGCAGAGCGAGCCUCGCCUUUCUUCGCGGAAAUGUUUCUCGCAAGAGAGGCGCUGCUCCCUCCACCUCGGGGGCAGGCGGGAGACUUCCUUCCCCAAGAGGCGGUCGAAAGGAGCAUCGUCGGAGAUCCGAGAGCAGUGGCGGAUCGCGAGGGAGGCAUGUCGCCAGUGCGACGCGGCGCUCCCAGGUGAGCGAAAGAAACCUGCGCAAUCGCGUCUCCACUGGCUCCGCGAGGCUCAGGGAAGAGGAACAAGCCAGCCGUCCCUCACCUCGUCAUGAUCGCGACACACAUCGACGGCGAUCCGUCAGCGCGUCCACGCGCAGAGCUGCCGACACCCCGAAACGGCACUCACAGGAUUCCGCCAGAUCGCCCAGAAGAGUUUUUGGCAGCAGAUCAAGGGAAAGGACGCUGGCAGAGCACGAGAAACACCCCGAAACGCGCGAAUCGCGUUCACGACAGUCCACUGCUUCUCCGUCAGCUGAGCGUCCAACUCCUGAGCUCGUUUCCAACCAUUCAUCUCUCAGUCAUGGGGGGGACAGGAGUGAGGAGCCAGACGUGGCUAGCCAGGCUGUGAGGCGUCAAGAUCAACAGAUCUCGACUGCGGUGGAAGCCUCCACGGCUCACUCCGACGCCAGGGAGUCAGAGACGCCGCAGCGCCUCCGCGGGGGAGAGAAUGCGCAAUUGCGGGAUAAGAGUGAGAGAGAAGAACCCGGAGUCAGGCAGAUGGCUUCAUCGCUUUCGCCUUCGCUGCGGCAUCGAACUUCCGAAGUUGAACAGGACGACGCAAAACUCGAAUCCUCCUCUGCCACCGAGCUCCCUGCACCCGAGCAAGCCAAUUCUGCAGACGCUCUACAUCCCUCUGAAUCAGUCAUGCCACCAGCCGAGCCCGAAGAGGCCGCUGAGAACGGCAGCUCUAAGGGAGAUGCACCGUUCAACAAGGAAGACAGUGCUUCCUUCCAAAAAGAGAGCCACAGCUCUCGACAAGACAGUUCCAAGGGUGACAGCUCCUCGUCGUCACUGAGAGAAGUGCCCAAGGGUCAGACUGACGUUUCCCUUGACGCGGAUGGGAGGACGAGUUCAGUCGGAGAACGAGAGCAUGAAAACAGGGUGGACACCCGUGGAGCAAAUGCUUCGCGUGUUGAUGAACCAAUCAACGCAGGUAAAAGGUCACUUUCAGGCGAAAGCAGUACGCACAGUUCUACUAAAAGAAAUGCUGCAAAGCGCAAGAUUGUGGCCACUGCACCCUCGGAGUCGCGAUUCGUCACGACAGACAUGCACCCAAACUCUAGGGAAUCCCCUUCCAGAACGCGCUAUAGAGACCAACGCCUGCUAUCAGAGAGGGGCGACUUCAUGACCCCCAACGCUAACAGAUUUCAAUGGAAUAGACCUUACCGGCAGAAUCGGUUUGAAAGAGAGGAACGUUCCGAUUUGCCGUCCUCCCCCUUUCCUAGCAAUAGCGGCAGAUCUGUGAGGCUUCUGCCAGGGCGAACGGACAGGAACCUCUCUAUUUCAUUGCAGCACCGUGGCCGUAAUGCAUAUCCAAACGAAUUGCGACAGAUGCAACUGCAUAGUGACGCCUUCCAAAGACCAGGCCAGCAAAACUUACGCCGCUUCCAAACAGCGCCAGUUUCGCCUCAACUCGCUGGAAGCCGAACCAGGAAAACGGUACGGCAGCUCUCGAAAUGCGACACUUAUGCGUUCGCCCAACUCAAUGUAACUAGACAAGUGCUCAUUUCUUGGUGUAUGUCGCGUCUGCAGGUCGGAAUCUUAGGCAGGGGACUACCAGACCGAAACCCUGUAGCAGGGGUCAGCAAUGCGGAUGGAAAAUGGAGUCAUGAUCUCUUUGAACAGCUCUCGAACGAACCAGAACGGAAGCGUCGCAGGUUUAAUCUCUAUGGAGAAACGCUCGAAAAGGUAGACGACUGA
Molecule: messenger RNA, 2235 nt
Organism: Cyclospora cayetanensis
Lineage: Eukaryota; Apicomplexa; Conoidasida; Eucoccidiorida; Eimeriidae
Exons: 4
Coding region: 1-2235 (744 amino acids)
Source: RefSeq, a predicted model, not a curated record